Papilio machaon (common yellow swallowtail) is the source of this 1192-nucleotide messenger RNA. RefSeq names its product speckle-type POZ protein-like. The transcript has a single exon. Gene Ontology annotation, molecular function: ubiquitin protein ligase binding. Gene Ontology annotation, cellular component: cytoplasm. Gene Ontology annotation, biological process: proteasome-mediated ubiquitin-dependent protein catabolic process; regulation of proteolysis. The record is from RefSeq and is a predicted model, not a curated record. The coding region runs from base 85 to 1107 and encodes 340 amino acids. Lineage: Eukaryota; Metazoa; Arthropoda; Insecta; Lepidoptera; Papilionidae.
GUCUCAGAGAAAACGAUCAAUCAAAACAUUGCAAAAAACAUUAUCCUAAUUAAAACAAUUUAAACUUUUGAUAGCUGUGAUAAUAUGUCUAGCAUAAAUUAUACAACUCGGAUUGAAGGCCAAACGAGGAUCAAUACCAUACUAUGGACAGUUCCAAAUUUUAUAAACCUGUUAGAAAAUAGAAGCUGUCGAGAAUUCAGAACAGACAAAUCAAAAGAUCACACCAUGGAAAUCAUCGAGUCAAGAUUCCAAUUGAAAAUGCAAUUCCUUGGACGUGAUAACGAUAUUAUUGAAAUAUACUAUCUAUCUCCUAAUUCGGUGUUUUUAAAGUCUAUAUUAACUAUAUGCCUUAAACGUUUUGAAGAACGUUCAAUAGUUAUUAAAGAAUAUCACACUGUUCAUGCAAAUAAAUGGCAAUAUUUAGCUACAUUAUUUAAAAGAGACAUUGCUAGUUAUGAUGGUCGUGACAUAUUUCUGUUAAGUGACGGGAGCUUGCGAUUAAAAUUUCAAUUUUUGGUAUCUAAUGAUAUAAAAAUCGAUCGCUCUAAUGUUUUCGAAGCCCAGCUAAGUAACGAUAUUGAGAAUCUUCUUCAUAAUGGUAUGUUUUCUGAUGUAACAAUGAAGUCACUAGAAGGAGAUGAGUAUAAAGUCCAUAAAGCUGUGCUUUCCAGUAGGAGUGCAGUACUUAAGGCUCAUUUUGAGCAUAACACAACUGAAUGUUUUACUAAUAGUAUAGAGUCACCGUUAGAUGCUGAGGUACUUAGGGAAGUUCUAACUUUCAUAUACAGUGACAAAGCACCAAAGGUUGAUGAAAUUCCAGAAAAACUCCUUGCAGCGGCAGAUUAUUACCAACUGAGCAGACUUAAGGGCUUAUGUGAGGAGGCUCUGCACAAAAAACUGACAGUUGACAAUGCAAUUGAGACUCUACAAUUGGCCGAUUUACAUUCAGCUAAGAUACUGAAGCAAUUAACAUUAGAAUUUAUAAAAGAUGGUCAAGCAAAACUUAUUACAAAGACUGAAGGUUGGGCUAAAGUUAAAUCUGUUGAAUUAAUAAAAUGUAUUUACGAGUACAUAAUGGCAGAUGAUGCUGAAGCUGAUAUAAAGUAAAUAAGACUUUUUUAAGCUUAUCUUUUAAUGAAAUUUUUAAUGAUUAUAUAGUAGGUUGAAUCUAUCUACAAAAGGGAUGAAUAAG